CAAGAAUGUAUUUAUAGACCAAUGAUAAAACAGACACAUGCACUUGUGGAUAUGUGGAGUUAUUUUUUGGCUUGGACAAGUUAGAAUAUGACCUUCUGACAAACAGCUGGAACAGCUCGCUGUACUGUCUGCUGGAUAACAAUGAGCUCUGAUCAUAUUGAGAUGUCUUGUAUUGGAGGCUGCUGGCUCUCUAAUGUGACCAUUGUUAAUCAUUACUGUUUAGAUGUGUCCUGUUCUUAAUUAUAAUGAUCAGUUUGGGCUGACUCUGGUUUCAGAUGAAUAUUGCUCUCCUUUUAAAAUAUAGGAGAGGUAUUUAAACACAUGACACAGCUUUAACUUUUUUACUAAAGCCCCAAAUGAACGGUGUUCCAUUUUUGGGCUUAAUGUUCAUCAUAUUGUAGGGUUAGGUUGUUGGUAUUCAUACUUUGAGUUACCACCUACCUUCUCUUUAGGGUCUACUCAAAACACAGAGACCAGAUAGACAUGACCACACAAAUAACUGAACGCUAUGAGAGCAAUAAAAUAAAAACAGACUGAUAAAUAGAAUGUUGUAAUUCUACUUUGAGUUACUCGGUGUUAAGAACGGAAAACGAAUUGCUGGACCGACAGCUUUACUGGAUUAGAAGGUUCAUUGGGCUAAAGAACUCCCACACACAGGAGGUGUUCCUGUAUAUUGACAGAAUAAGGGAUACUACUGUAUGUCAUGUAAGUAGAUGCUACUGUUCUGCACAACAGGAACACUGGCACACAUGAGGGGGUGUUAGAGGAAACUGAUCCAGAGCUUCAGUAAACUCUACCUACACGGUCUGACUUACCAACAUUUCACCGUUCUCUUUAUGGUCGAUCACAUAAUUCCCCAUAAUCCAGGAUGUAUUUAAACUAGUAGCUCAACUUGAUUUUGCAGUAGCUUGCUUGCUGGUUCAGCUUAAUUUAUAUUUGCGCAGUGAUUCAAGAAAUGAACUUGUUUUAUUAUUUGUGUAAACUACCACAAACAAUUUGGGGCCCUAAAAAGUAAGUAUUUAAACCUCCUUUGAGCAGCCCCGUCCCCUUUUCUUUCAAUGCAUUUGUCAGGCAGCCACCACCACACACUUGACCAUUCACCUUUGUGUAGCGCCUUCAUGUGCAGAAGACGGUGACGCUCCUGCGAGCUCCACUGUCAAAACCUAGAGUUUUACACAGGAGUAAAUGUUAUUGGUAUCAUAUUUUGUUAUAAUUCCGAAUCACAUGUAAAUUGUCAAGUGAAUAAUUAAACUACUGUUUCUCAGUGGCUUUAUAAACCAAAGUGGAUUUGUCAGAGCGCUUUACUGCAGUUCAACUUCUUCCAGUGUGCAGUGAGUGGUAGCUUGCUAUGCUGGAGCUGCAUGUCUUCCUGGUAAUUCUGCUUAAAACGUCUCUUCAACUGCAAAAUGAAUAGUUCCCUAUUAAAAUAUGUUUUCAUAAAUCAUCAUAAGUCCCCUCUGAAUUGUACAAGAUGUUUUCUUAGUUUCCAGCACCAUACCUUUUGAAAGUAUUUUUAUUAUACCUAAACUUGGAGUGUACUUUUGCAAUGCAAUGCAGUGAAGUAAGUCAAAUGUAUUUAUAAAGCGCUUCUCACAGACAAAAGUCACAAAGUGCUUAACAGAGCAGUGAAGCCCCUCUGAUGGACACAGCUGGGUGAAAUGAAGUGAUGGAACUAAAGACUGUAGACAGCAGCAUGCGGUGUCCCGUCUCUGUUUACCUAUCCUUCAGUGUUGUACACAUUUUUUGGGUCAAACAGGUCAUGCAGCAGAGCCUCUAGACCAACUCCUGGUCCAGGGCUCAACACAAGCUCUGAGUCUCCUAUGGUGUUUAGCUUAUGGUUCAGCAGCAAAAACCUCAUUAGAGAAGUUGGAGGAGGUGCAGACUCAAGCUCUGACACUUUGUUGUGGUGCUUUCAGAACAUCCCCUGUGUCUGCUCUUCAGGUUGAGGUGGGUGAAAUGCUUCUACAGGUAAUGAUGAACUACUGGGCAAAUCUUCAAGAGCAUUCUGAAGAUCUUGAUCAGCUACUUCUCCCAUGUUGUGAGAGAAGAUACAAACAGUACCGUUACCAGUUACACCACCCUGGCUGUUUCCAUAUGCGUCAAUCCAUUUUUAUAUUCUGGAACAAAUGCAGAUUCAUAAGAUUUUACCUGAAGGAGGACAUCCCAACUAUCCGAGAGGAGGACAUCCCAACUAUCCGAGAGGACAUCCCAACUAUCCGAGAGGACAUCCCAACUAUCCGAGAGGAGGGCAUCCCAACUAUCCGAGAGGAGGGCAUCCCAACUAUCCGAGGACAUCCUCACUAUCCGAGAGGACAUCCCAACUAUCCGAGAGGAGGACAUCCCAACUAUCUGAGAGGACAUCCCAACUAUCCGAGAGGACAUCCUAACUAUCCGAGAGGACAUCCCAACUAUCCGAGAGGACAUCCCAACUAUCCGAGAGGAGGACAUCCUCACUAUCCGAGAGGACAUACUAGAGGUAAUAAAACACUGCGCUUCGUAAGUAAACAUCCUACAGGAUGAACAAUGUCAGGAAGAGGAAUAAACAGAGCAUGUAAUUGUACAAUGCAAAGUACGAGAACCAGAACAAGUUCAGGAAAUCAGAGGAACGGAGUCUAAAACAUGUAUUUGACAUCGGGUUAGGGAGAAUAUUCCAAUAUCUGAAAAAAGAAAAGUUUUUUGUUGUGUUUUCUUUUAUUAGUCUGUUUGUUUGGUAAAUGGGUUGGAAAAGUCUAGUUCACACUCCAACAUAGUGGAGCUAAUUCUGGUUGCCACCCGCCAUAAAACCGAAAAAGAGACAGAGAAAGAAUGCGGAAGUGGAAUUUUCUCUUGACUCAGGACUUUAUCUACGUAACCAAGGUGACGCUAGCUUUGAGGAAAAUGGCCCCAGCGUGGAAAACAGCUAGCUGACCGAGCUAACGGUAGCUGUGUGAAAUGGGCCACACGGUUAAUAUUCUGUCAAACCUGUCUGAAUACAGAGAACGCUAUUUAAGGUAGUCAAUGUGAACCAUUUAACUUGUAUUUAAAUCCCUAUCACUAGCAUGUUUACUGACGAAGCCCUGGACCCCGUGAGUGUCCGCUCUCUGUGGAGGAGAUCUCAGCAGGCGGAGCAGGAGUCGAGAGGCUGUCAGACCAGAGCGGUGCACAGUGCUGAGGCAGAGGUCCAGACCCAGUGGGCUACCAUCAGCUGUACCCAAACAGACCCACAGUAUCAGGCCAAAGAGCAGCUCCUCCAGCAAAGCCACGACGAGCUGGAGCCGCCCGGCCUGAAGGACUUCCUGCAGCGGGUUGAGGACACGGUCAUCAGAGAGUUGGUCAGAAAUGCCAGGAGUCACGCCUUUGAUGAGUUCCAGGUGAACUGGGAAGAUCAGAAUCAGCUAGUUUCCUGCCUCCAUUGCCUUCAACAUGCCAGUGCACAAGAGAGAGGUCUUCAUGUAACUAGUGUGUCCUGGAGUUGUACGGGUUCAGUUAUUGCAUGUGCCUACGGUCGGAUUGACGAUGGCGACUGGAGCACUGAGAGGUCGUGUGUUUGUACGUGGAACCUGGACCGUCGCAGUCUGAAUCCCAAACAAGCGGACCUGGUCAUAGAUGUUCCCACUGCAGUCACCGCUCUGUGCUGUCAUCCCAACCAGCCCGCCCUCAUAGCAGGGGGUCUUUACAGUGGAGAGGUGGUGGUCUGGGACACCAGUCAGACUCAGGACCCUGUGCUGGUCCAAACUGGGAUGUCAGCAGACAGCCACAGAGAGCCCGUUUAUCAAGUCGCCUGGGUGCCCCUGCAGAAGAAAGGAGAGUUUGGGGUGCUCAGUGCUUGUUCAGGAGGACGGGUGCUGCUGUGGACGGUGGACUCAGACCGGGGAAGCUUUGUCCUGAAUGCUGGCUACGCCUUAGUGCGACAGCAGGUUCCUCACAGCAGCAACACCAGCUUCAAGGCCCGAGGCAGCAGCACUGUGGGUGUCACCUCCCUGGCUCUGUCCCCCUGGGACCCAGACACCUUCUUGGUGGGCUCUGAGGGCGGCCUGCUGCUCAGAUGCUCCUUCUCCUCCCAGACGCCGGCUGCUGCCCCCUCUGAAGGCCACAAUGUGACACUGAGAGCCCCGUCGGUCUUCCUGUUUAGGCCCUGCAGCGGCCCCGUGCACUCCAUACACUGCUCCCCUUUCCACAGAAACCUGUUUGUGAGUGCAGGGACUGAUGGUCUGGCCCACGUCCACUCUCUGCUGCAGGUCAACCCGCUGCUCUCUCUCAGGGCUUCAGACUCCUACGUGUUUCAGGUGCAGUGGUCUCCAACCAGACCACUGGUGUUUGCAGCAGCCACCGGACAAGGUGAGGUGCAGAUAUUCGACCUGGGCAGCAGGUCCCUGAGGCCAGCAGCCACCAUCGAGCAGGGCGGGGCGGGCCAAGCUGCAACGUGUUUGGCCUUCAACAGUCAGAACCCUCACCUCUUGGCAUUGGGGAAAACUAAUGGGACGGUCUGCAUUUGGCGGCUGAGCCAUGAUUUGACGGAGCAGAGCCCCAGAGAGAGCAGCCAGCUGGAGCAGCUAGCCAAUCAGGUGGCAGAAUGAGACGUGUUGACAUGGGACAGCUGAAGACUGCUGCAUAGCCACUACUCUGUGAACUGUGUUUUGAAAAAUAAAAAUGUGAAAUCAAAACAGUAGAGGUUUCCAGUUCUAACCAGUAGCGUUUAUUAAAGCACACUGCAGUUGGUAACAUCAUCACUGUUACUAUUAGGUUCUUAAAUGCAUUGAAAGCACAAGCUAAAACAAUGACGUUCCAAUGUAGACAGAUCCACUAUGCUAUGAUGAGAAGCACAACGAGUUAAGGGUAGAGCGAGAUAAAUAGAGAGUACAGACAGUUAUUAGUGAGUAUUCCUAGUGGCACAAUCAUGCACUUUCAGCUGCGUGUUCGUAUUGAAGUGUGUGGGGAAACGCGUCCCGAUUGGUCCCUGGUGGACGACGGAUCAGUUGACGAAGAGCGAGCGGGUGAAUUCAACAAAGUCGAAAGCUGACGGCAGCUCUCGGCCCUUGCUGUCGAGAUAGGGCUUCAUGUGUGAGAGGCAGUAGUCGGCCUGCUCCUUGCUCAGGUUCUGAAAGGGAGAAGGGGACAGUUAGACCUCCACGAAGACUUGGCACUCAGACUGAAUCCAGACUAACAAGUGAACACAUCGGACCUGGUAGAGCUCUUCUUUAGUGACGUAGGGUUUGUUCUCUGUACUGAGAGCCCGGAAGGCGCUCUCAAUCUCCUCACUGGACUUGACGUUCUCUGUCUCGCGGCUGAUCAUGAACGCCAUGUACUCCUGCAACGACACGUUGCCAUCCCUGCAGACAGAUCCCUCAUAGUUAGGCAGCGAAUGUGUGUUAAAUACCAUACCGCCAUGCUACACUUUACAUCAAUGUAAGUUCCUGGACAUGUGACGGACCUGUUUGGAUCCACGGUGUCAAGUAUGGCCUCAAACUCCGGAUCAGGUUCUCCUUCCUCCACCAUGGGCAGGUCAUAGCCUAGCGAGCGCAGACACGACUUGAACUCUUGGUGGUUCAGACGGCCGGACUUCUCCUUGUCGAAGUGCCUGCAAAUGUAGAUGUGUAGAUGAGGACGCGACUUCAUCAGACCAGAAAUAGAAACAUGUCCUGAUGAAGUCAGCUCAAAGCCACUUACUUGAACAUCAUGCUGAACUCCUUCAGGGCCUCCUCUGUCACUCCAGUGGUGUUCCUGAAAGAUGAAGAGCGAGGAACAUGAGCUUAAAGCAGCAACACGUUUCUUACAUUUGGCAACACUGUAGCUAAAGUGUGUCUGAUAAACUCAGUGACAUAAAGUAACUGGGACCAUGUGUUGCUGUGUACCUGGCCUGUAUCUGUUGCUCCAGGUUGUGCUGCAUCCUCAUUCCCAGCUGGUCCAGUUGGUCCCACUGCUGGGCCAGGCCCACUGUGCUGUGCUCUGUGUACUUGUUGUCCAAGAUCAGUGCUUCCUCCAUAGCUGCACCCAGGUCUUCAAUCUUCUUCAGCUGGCUGCGCAUGGCACGGAUCUCCUGGUGCUUACGCUACAUAUAACACACACACACACACACACACAUAAAAUACAUCAACAACAUUAUACCUCAGCUCAGAGUUCAGCUAACUCAGCUAUCUUGGUGUUCGGCUACUUGUCCACAUGCAGCAGAGUGAUAUUUACCUUAGUGGCCUCCAGCUGGGACUCCAGGGUACCAGAUUCUUCCACCAUACACGACCUGACGCCAACAGAAACUGAUGUUAGGAAGGGAGCAGCACUGUGUGAUAAAACCACUGCACUCACUGACAUUAUUAAGAAGACUCCAACCAGUAUUCCCAGAGAAGUAGACCUGUUCUGCUGUCUAUACGGCCAGAGUGAAGCUGCAUUCAUGCCAAAUAUCUACUGGUAACCCAAACCAUGCAAGGUUAGGGCUACUGCACACAGGGAUGGAAACUGCAGCAGUCACUUUUGUGGAGCAGCAGAUGAAUGGUGCACCCUGCAGUCACUGCACACAACACCAUCUCAUUCACAAAGACCCAGUGGGACCAAAUACCACCAAAAGUUGCUUUUGUAUUGUUUAGAAUGUGUGUAUAUGUACAGUUUCCAUCCCUAAAGUACACAGAGUAAACAAGGUGACACCUAGCCAGUCCACUGUUUGAAGUAGAGCUGACUGCAGCCUGCGUGAAUGUUAGUACAGCAGCUCACAGACAUGAUGGCACUGCGUGGGUCAGAAAAAGCAAAAGAAAAUAGAGCAAUGCUUGAAAGAGGUUGACCUUCCAGAAAGAUCAUCAGCUACUUGGUACUGAUAGACACAGAUAACCCGUCGAUAGGCAAAGAGAGGAUGGGGAAGACCAGAGAUUAAACAGACAGAAAGAAUGGAGCAGAAACACAGCGAAUGCUCAGACUGACGCUGCAAGGUUUACUUUCAUCAGCAGUUUUCACACCCAACACUCAUAACACAAAUACUAAAGAGAAAAGUGAUACUAACCCAUCCAGAAGAUAUGUCCUGAUUACAAGAAGCAGCCAAGAGAGAGCGGGAGAGAAACAAAUACAGGUUAGCAUGACAAAGACCAGUGUGAACAGUGCUCAGUAGGUUUCAUGACUUGACUUUGAAAAUGGAGAUAAUGUUCUAAUAUGACGUAGGUACAAGAGACCAAACACUUGACCAGUAAAAGGCCUGCUGUGUGCUGAGCUUAUUCAGCCACUUUACACAGACAAACACUGCCCAAAGUUUGAAGGUACUUUCACAUACUCCAUAUUAUCAGAGUAUAAAAUGUGAAAUCUAGUAAUUCAACAGCAGUCAGUGUCUGCAGCAUGUCCCCCAUGUGUGCAGCAUGUCCCCCAUGUGUGCCACUGUACCUGGUCUCCUGCAGCCACUGGUGAAAAGCAUUUGCGUGCUGCGCAAACUCUUGACGCAACUUGUCGUUUUCUUCUUGCCUCCUCUGCUCCUUCUGCAGCUCCAGCUCUCGCUCCUACAAGAACAUGUACAGACAGAGAGAAGCAGACUCCAUCAGCUCCACUGCACUGGGAAUAGAAAUAGAACAAAUAAUGACAAGCUAGCCGUAAACACUCCAGGCACUGCUGCGUCCAUUUACUACUAAUCAUGAAGACUUGGGGCACAAUUUACACUUCCUAAAAAAAAUAAUUUUAUUUCUGUUUAAUUAAACUAAUCCCAAUUCUUUGUAUCAAAUCAACCACUGAAGUGGUGCUCCCAGUCACUGGAAGUGUACCUGCCCUCCUGCAGACUGAUGUCUGAUAUUAUCUGGCCAAUAAAGAUUCUGAUUUGCAGGUUCAUAUAACAGGUAAAAAUAAUUCAUAUUUUAAUUUAUAAGUAAAAAUGGAUUAGUGUGCAAAAUACACAGGAAAUAAACUAAAAAGAAAUGGAAAUAAUAAUGUUGCGUUUCCCCUUUACCUGUAUCUUUUAUUAAUCUACAGUUAUGCGAUAACUUUGUCGGUUUGAUUUCAGGCGUGCCCUGUUGAGCAUCCUUAUGGUCACUUUGACUAAUGGCCAAACUGAAGUAACGAAUGAGAGACGAUGAAGGGAAGUGAAUGAAAGCUCCGUAAAGAGAUAGUAAGCAGCCCGUCCAUGAUCAAAACCAGAGCCUCAGCAGUAGCCCGUGUAUCGGACUACAGAUCAGGGACGGAUCUAGAGAUAAUGGCCGACAAGUACACUUAUCUUUGCAGUUGUAAUCUUAGGGAUGAACAGAUUGGAUCCAUCCAGUCUGCACUGGCCACAUCUCUGACUGUAAGUGGAUUGAGUGCUGCACAUUGCUGUGUGAAGCUACUACUGAUACCCAUCACUUUGUGCAUGUACUUCACAAUAAACUCAUAUUAUUGUGAAGACAUGAAGUCAUAUGGUUUUUAAUAUAGUACAUGGAUCCAAACACAGGAUAAGUCCCUUUUCCCUCAGUUGUCCUGUGGACACACAGAGGACAGAGAGUCCACUCUGAUCCCCUUUCAGUCAGCAGUUGACUCAUUGCAGGAAGUGUUUCUCAUUUCCAAAAAACAGAGCACUGGUAUCAGAAUCAGUCUUGGCAGAUAAAAAGUCAGCUUGCAUUCCUGAACUGAAGUCCUGCAGGACUCAAGUCACUUUAUCUGGUCUGCUGACAUGACGGGUAAGAGCUCAGACUUGGAGAGGACGGGUUUGUUGGCUUAGAGGAGAACAUGAAUGAAAACAUUAGCAGGUUGUGUUUGUGAAUAAGAAUGUGUGUGAAUGCAUAAAUCAUCUUUGAUGUGGAGACCUUGAUGAUCUUCUGCAGGUUUCUCCAGGUCUCCUCCAGGGCCUCCAUGGUGAACCAGGUGUAGGGGUUGGACACCACCUGGUAGCUCUUGAUCUGCUGGUCCAGCUCGGCCAGCUGGUUGAAGUCGGCCUGAGCGGAGCUCAGCGAGGAACGGAAGGCCUCGUGGGCUUCACGCAGUGCCCGGAUCUCCUCCAGAGAGUUGCACCUAACCGGGUCCGUCAGAUCCUCCUCUGCAUUCUCAAACCAGCUGUUGAAAGCUGAUGCCUUUUUGGCGAAUGUCAGGAACAAGUCCUCAACCUGUGAAGAAGACAUGAUCCUUUAAACAAGUCCAAUUUACUUAUAUCAGCUUAGCUUUGGUGAAAUGCUUCAACUAUAUUUAAGCUUUGAUUUUGUGCACAAAAAUGUUGAGAAACCUCUACCUUUCUGAAGUGCUCUUGAGCCUCCAGAAGCUUCUUUUUGCGAGCAGCUGAGUUGGACAGCAGCUGGUUCCAGCGCUUAAUCAAGGCGGCGUGACGAGCUUCAAUGGCUUUUGAUUGGACGUGCUUGGCGGCCAGCAGCUGGUCCUUGAGAGCCGUGAUGUUGGUGAUGCCCUCCUGCUGGAAGGCCUGGAGACCGGCAUCAAACGUCUCCUGCAGACGGACACAUAAAAAAGAGGUUUCCAACGGAGAGAGUAACACAUUACAGAGGUAAAAGUAGAAUACUGCUGCAAAAGAGUACCUGCUUGGUGAGCAGAGUCUGGACAGAGGACAGGUCUCUGCCGUAGUCAUCAGUCUUCAGGCUGUUCUCUUUCUCACCUAAACACAGAUUCAGAAAUGUUAGCGAUAAUGUCUCCACACACACACACACACACACACACACACACACACACACACACACACUUUGAGAAUGUGCAUUAUAUGGCCUCCAGCUGGCUGUUUCUCUGCGCACACCUCUGCAUUGAGCUUUACGUGUUCAUUAUUUACAGAGUUGAAUUCUUAAGGAGCUAGAACAUAACAUUUGCUAAAUAAAAUCACAAAAACAACAGACAAUGGACUCCAUUACAAUUACAUUAAAGCAAACCUGUGUAAUGACGCAUUAUUAGAAAACCUGCUGGAACCUCUUCUGGAAAGUUCCUUUUGCUUUUCUUAAAUACAGAAAUGAUGGAAUAAAUCAACUGCUUUAAAGAAUGUGAAAUGAUGGUGGUGAAGAUGUCAUGAGCAGGAAUCUUCUUCUGGCUAUGGCUAACAAGUCACGGUAGUAUUGUUUGGCAGCAGGACUAUGGAUUCAGAUUUCUUUCUACAAUUUAUAAUACCAGUCUACAAUGAUAUUAAUCUUCAGAACAACCGUUACAACUCGUUAGAGUGAAUAUAUUGUAGUUUUCUAGUUGUAGAAAAAACACCUAGUACAUCCAGUAUGUAGAAAACCAAUAGAAGUCACUUAUUUUGGAACACUGCUCUUAUGGAAAAAGGAAGAGAGACGUGGUUAUGUGUGCGUACCGAUCCAGGACUCCACCACGUCGGCCUUCCAGUUGAACUGCAGGAAGGCAGAGUUCUCAUCCAGCUUGGCCUUCCUCUGAGCGGCUGCCCUCUCCAGCUCAGACACUUUGCCUCGCAGAGCCGACAUCUUGGCACUGAUGUUGUCUAUGUGAUGGUUGUU
Messenger RNA from Anarrhichthys ocellatus (wolf-eel), 10352 nucleotides. RefSeq names its product dynein 2 intermediate chain 2 (gene dync2i2). The transcript has 9 exons. Gene Ontology annotation, cellular component: cytoplasmic dynein complex; ciliary plasm. The record is from RefSeq and is a predicted model, not a curated record. Lineage: Eukaryota; Metazoa; Chordata; Actinopteri; Perciformes; Anarhichadidae. The coding region runs from base 3039 to 4556 and encodes 505 amino acids. Gene Ontology annotation, molecular function: dynein light chain binding; dynein heavy chain binding. Gene Ontology annotation, biological process: intraciliary transport.